AUGGAAGCUCAGCAAAAUCAAAAAGUUGUUAUUCUCAGGAAUCCUUCUAAAAAGUUUGUUUCAGCGAACUAUGCGGCUUUCAGGAACAAAAUUGAUCAAAGGCGCAAAAAUGUAUCCAAAUAUUAUCCAAUCAUCGAGAAAAUAUUAUUUUCGUCCCCUUACAUUAAGAAGUUUGGUGAUUUGGUUAAAAUGGCCUGCUAUAUAGCUCAGAAGGAAAAGCUACAUGUUGAUCGAGAUUCCAAACGAGGGAAAGAAGCAAUCAUUUGUUGGUAUUGCGAAAAUUGGAAUAAGGUUUGUCCCUUGCUUUCGGAAAGCCUCAAAGAAGUUAUUUUGCCAAAAUAUCAGUUAUUUGAAAUUCCUUCGGAAUCCAUUGUACCAAAUGAGUUUUCCUUCAUUAUGGAUCCACUUUUAGAUUUUUCAGCCGAGUCCAUGCCAGAUUUAGUAGACAAUUCUUUUCUUACUUUGGGUAUUGACCAAUGA
Molecule: messenger RNA, 480 nt
Organism: Trichomonas vaginalis G3
Lineage: Eukaryota; Parabasalia; Trichomonadida; Trichomonadidae
Exons: 1
Coding region: 1-480 (159 amino acids)
Source: RefSeq, a predicted model, not a curated record